AUGGCCUCCAACCAGGACCCCGCGGUGCCCUACUGGGUCGCCCAGCUCAACUCUCCUCCCGCCGCAAAGUCCAAAGUCAACGGCAUCAUCGAUCCUCCAGGCUUCUCUGGAGCGCCCAGCGCCCCCAAGAAAGGAAAGGACGUCAAGACACAGCCCCGGAAGCCUCCCUCAGCCGAAGAGAGAGACACGCUCAAGCUCAAAAAAGCCUGGGAAGUCGCCCUCGCGCCCGUCAAGGGCCUCCCCAUGACCGCCAUCAUGAUGUACAUGUCGGGCAACUCGCUGCAAAUCUUUAGCAUCAUGAUGGUAUUCAUGGCCUUCAAGAACCCCAUCGUCGGCCUAAUGUCCACGAACCAGGCCUUUGAGCGCUUCCAGACCGACAGCAACUCGGGCCAGAUCUUGCAGACAAAGGCUGUGUACGUGGCGAUGCAGUUUCUGGCACUGGCCGUGGGUAUUUGGAAAAUCAACUCUAUGGGUCUAUUACCGACGACACGAUCUGACUGGUUGAUGUGGGAAAAUUUGAGAGAACCUGUAGAGCACGCAAUUCUAGCUCUAUAA
Messenger RNA from Trichoderma harzianum CBS 226.95, 555 nucleotides. RefSeq lists its product as hypothetical. The record is from RefSeq and is a predicted model, not a curated record. Bases 1 to 555 code for a protein of 184 amino acids. Gene Ontology annotation, cellular component: EMC complex. NCBI's taxonomy places the organism in Eukaryota, Fungi, Ascomycota, Sordariomycetes, Hypocreales, Hypocreaceae. Gene Ontology annotation, biological process: protein folding in endoplasmic reticulum. The transcript is spliced from 3 exons.